AUGCCUUGCCAUCCAGGAGACCAUGUCCAUCGCGAAGUUGGCACCGGCACUACACAGGAUCCCAAGAUCAUGUGGCUUGUACCCCCUCCUAAGAGUCAAACUCGAACUCUCGGUAACGAACAAGUUGCACGGGACCUGGGACGUGCUGGCUUCUCGCAUAUUUGGAUUAGGUAUGGUACAAUCUAUUGUGCUGGAAAGCAUUGA
This is a messenger RNA of Fusarium verticillioides 7600, 204 nucleotides long. RefSeq lists its product as hypothetical. The record is from RefSeq and is a predicted model, not a curated record. The transcript has 2 exons. Lineage: Eukaryota; Fungi; Ascomycota; Sordariomycetes; Hypocreales; Nectriaceae. The coding region runs from base 1 to 204 and encodes 67 amino acids.